GGGCUCAAUGCGGGGACUCUGUUUUCUGGUUUAAGUAUCACAAUGGACACAGGCAAUAAAACUCUGCCCCAGGAUUUUCUCUUACUGGGCUUUCCUGGUUCUCAAACUCUUCAGUUCUCUCUCUUCAUGCUUUUUCUGGUGAUGUACAUCCUCACAGUUAGUGGUAAUGUGGCUAUCUUGAUGUUGGUGAGGACCUCCCAUCAGUUGCAUACCCCCAUGUACUUCUUUCUGAGCAACCUCUCCUUCCUGGAGAUUUGGUAUACCACAGCUGCAGUCCCCAAAGCACUGGCCAUCCUACUGGGGAGAAGUCAGACCAUAUCAUUUACAAGCUGUCUUUUGCAGAUGUACCUUGUUUUCUCAUUAGGCUGCACAGAGUACUUCCUCCUGGCAGCCAUGGCUUAUGACCGCUACCUUGCCAUCUGCUAUCCUCUACACCAUGGAGCCAUCAUGAGUAGUCUGCUCUCAGCGCAGCUGGCCCUGGGCUCCUGGAUCUGUGGUUUCAUGGCCAUUGCAGUGCCCACAGCCCUCAUCAGUGGUCUGUCCUUCUGUGGCCCCCGUGCCAUCAACCACUUCUUCUGUGACAUUGCACCCUGGAUUGCCCUGGCCUGCACCAGCACACAGGCAGCAGAGCUUGUUGCCUUUGUGAUUGCUUUUGUGGUCAUCCUGAGUUCAUUCCUCAUCACUCUUAUCUCCUACAUCUACAUCAUCAGCACCAUCCUCAGGAUCCCCUCUGCCAGUGGCCGGAUCAAAGCCUUUUCCACGUGCUCCUCGCAUCUCACUGUGGUGCUCAUUUGGUAUGGGUCCACGAUUUUCCUUCACGUCCGCACCUCUAUCAAAGAUGCCUUGGAUCUGACCAAAGCUGUCCACGUCCUGAACACCGUGGUGACUCCAGUUUUAAACCCCUUCAUCUAUACGCUUCGUAAUAAGGAAGUAAGAGAAACUCUGCUGAAGAAAUGGAAGGGAAAAUAAAUCUCCUCUUCCACAGCAGAUGUCCUGUAAAUGGUCUCUGCAUCAAUACAGAAGUUUCAAGUACGAAUGUGGAGGAACAG
Piliocolobus tephrosceles (Ugandan red Colobus) is the source of this 1049-nucleotide messenger RNA. It is a transcript of the gene OR6F1, whose product is annotated as olfactory receptor family 6 subfamily F member 1. Gene Ontology annotation, molecular function: olfactory receptor activity; G protein-coupled receptor activity. The transcript has a single exon. NCBI's taxonomy places the organism in Eukaryota, Metazoa, Chordata, Mammalia, Primates, Cercopithecidae. Gene Ontology annotation, biological process: G protein-coupled receptor signaling pathway. Bases 43 to 969 code for a protein of 308 amino acids. The record is from RefSeq and is a predicted model, not a curated record. Gene Ontology annotation, cellular component: membrane.